This is a messenger RNA of Zea mays, 2085 nucleotides long. RefSeq lists its product as uncharacterized. The record is from RefSeq and is a predicted model, not a curated record. The coding region runs from base 703 to 1596 and encodes 297 amino acids. Gene Ontology annotation, cellular component: tRNA-intron endonuclease complex. Lineage: Eukaryota; Viridiplantae; Streptophyta; Magnoliopsida; Poales; Poaceae. Gene Ontology annotation, biological process: tRNA-type intron splice site recognition and cleavage. The transcript has 4 exons.
UGAACCUGAAAUUCAUGGGGACAUGGCUUAGUUCCUUAUCUACUAGCCUACUGUUCAGCCUAAUCAGCAAGUAGCAACGAAGACUGAAACUGCAGCAAUGGUAAAAGUACAAAACUGGGGAGUUCUACGCGGGAUGUUUUUUUUUUUUUGGGGGGGGGGGGGGGCGAGGAACAAGGAUAUCAACUCGAAAUCACGUCUCUACCAAAGAUCUACCGAAUCAAUAAAGAUCAACGAAUGAGAAAGUUCGACCUAAGGACCGGGGAAUCGGCGCAGCGAUCGAAAUUAAUACCCCCUCCCUCCCCGCCGAUUGCCUCGCCAAAUCAACACCGGUAGUCAAUCCACGCACCCCGGGAGCAUCGGGAGGGACGAAAAAUCCGCACGUCGCCGAAGGACCCGAGUUCGAUCGAGAAGGGGAAAGGCCGAAAGGGGGCAACCGCGGUGGGUAGGGAGCGCUUCUUCCUUUCAAUUGGGUGAAUAGGGUCCACGGUCCACCCUCCGGUGACUUAUGUGAUUAUCAGCGUCCCUGCCAAGUGGGGCAGCCGAGCAAGCAAGCCCACUUCAGGCGAGUCCAUGAGGACCAUGACCACGAGGCGGACCAGCCCAAGCCCAUGAACGCGAAAACAAACCCUAGCCACGAGGUCGGCAGUCGGCUCCUCGACCGGACGACGUGGCUGCGAAUCUGCAGGAGGAGGAAGAGGUGAAAUGGUGAAGGCCGCGACGUGGCUCCUCGAUCGGCUCCUCUACGUACUCAAGCAGGACAAGGGCAACGACGCCAACACCGCGCGUGACCGACGGCGAAGGAGGCGUGCUCCGGCCGGUGGCGCCGCCAACGCCGUUGGAAACGAUGAUGGCGAGGAGCAGCACCUCAACACCUUUCUCGACGCUGCGAAUGCGUCGUCCGCCUCCUCAAGGGUGCAGUUCAGGAAUAUGGCGUCGCGCGCGCGGUGGGUGGAGGAAGCCGGCGCUGCGGAGGUGGUGGAGAACAGGGGCAAGCUGUGGCUGACCACCGGUGUCACUCGGGCCGGCAAGCUGUACUACAACGUUGAGGAGACCGGGUUCUUGGCCGAAAUGGGUGCCUUGAUUCUUCUCAAUGAUAAGGAUGAGACGAUAGGAAUUGAAGAUAUCUAUGGGAAGCUUGCUGGAGGAAAUUAUGGGUGCUCCUGGGAUACCUUCCAGGCAUAUAAGCACUUGAAAUCACUUGGAUAUAUUGUUGGAAGAUUUGGUGUUCCCUGGACAAUGAAGCAUGGUGGUACUCAUCACACCAUUGCUCCCCAGAUCAAUAUACUUGAGACUGAUCAGAGCUUAAAUAGAGUUGACGGAGCCUCCAAUGACAUAACCAAAUUGCUCAAGGAAAUACAGAUUGACGGGAUAUGUCCAUCUUUUGAAGUUUAUCUGCCAAAUAGCAAGUUCAAAAAGUCAUCCCCAGGGUGCCCUAGUUUCCUCUUAUGUCUAUUAAGGGGUAAACCGCCCUCAAGGGUUGAAUUGGAAGCAGUGGAAAAUAAUUUCAGAGGCAUUCCUCUGAAGUAUGCUCAUGUGGAUAAUGGACGGGUCAGCUUUCUCUCCUUUGAUGAAGUUACACUCCCCAGCUUGCCCUGAUGGGUAGCAGCAGAACAUGUGAAGUGAUAAAUAGUGUGUUUGGUUUGAGGAAUGAAGUGAUCCAUCUUCUUCUCACUCCUCACUUUUUUAUUUGGUUUGUGGAAUAGAAUGGGUUGAUCUAUCAUCACUCCAUUUCUCAUAAGCUAAUAAUUAGUAUAUACAUGAUGAGUGGGUUGAUUCCACCAAAAUUGAUGGAAUGAACUUAUGAUGCAUCAUCUCAUGAAACAUAGAGUGACUCCAUAAACCAAACGCACCAAAAGGGUCUGAGCUUCAGAACAAUCUUGUCAGAAAUGAUAAAGGGUCUCAGCUUCAGAACAGUGUCUUGAGAUGCAUUCGCCGCAAGCGCAGGGGGGGCAAAGUAUUUCAGUACUAACUUUUGAACAUACUAAAGUAUGGAAUUCCCUGGAGUCUCACAAUCCAGCGAUCUGUUGUACACUCCAGAUUGUAUGUUGGAAGGAGAAAUCAUGUCUAGUCUUCUUGUUCGUCUCU